CACCGCCCCCUCCCCGCCGGAUCCGGAGCUGCGCCUGCUCGCUCCGCCUCGAGGAGCUGGGCUGAGAGCGGCUAUGGCGUCUGUGUCAGCGUGAGGAGCCGGGCUGUAGUCUGCCAUGGAGGAGGAUCUGGAGUUGGAGAGGAAGGCUGUGGAAGAGUUACUGAAGGAGGCAAAACGUGGGAGAACCAGGGCUGAAACAAUGGGAGCAAUGGGCUGGUUGAAAUGUCCUCUUGCUGGUGCAAACAAAAGAUUUCUUAUUAAUACCAUCAAAAACACAUUGCCAUCUCAGAAAGAGCAAGACCAAGAAAGUGAGCAAAAGGAAGUCAGCAAAGAGCAGGAGCCGAACAAAAGCAGGAAAGAAGAAAAACCAAAGAAACACAGAAUUCACCCAUACACACCCAGCUUUCAGUCCAGAAGGAGAGUCAGCUACUCUCCUCCUAGGCACCGAAGCAGGAGCCAGCACACAAAGGAUAAGUAUGAAAAGCGAUCUAGCAAACGAUGAGGACAAGUGAAUAUGUGUUGUACAAGCCAAGAAUGUCAUUAGACAUCAGACUGCAGGGAUGUUUUGGUCUUUUUCAGAAGGAGAUGCUGUUCAGAAUUGAUUUUUGAACAGGCUACUUGUGUGAGAAGUAGCUAGAGAUAGCUUUAUAAAACUUUUAUUCAGGACCUUUAAGAGAAAAGUGAAGUGCAGCAUAAAUCUUUCAGUUCUCUGAGAACAGACAUUCCCUUCCUUUUACUCCUUUCCUUGUUUCUGACUAAGCUUAGGGUCUUUAAUAGAGAGGAAUGUGUGUGUCACUGUCUGAUACAAUUUGUUUAGUCAUAUUAUCCUUUUGGAAAAAAAAAGAAUUAAAUUAAGCUUAAGUCUAUCAAUUGUAUAAAGUUAGCAGAACUUCUUUGCUGCUUAACCAAUUGAGAAGUUUUGCUUGUUUGGAUUAAUUUAGUUUUACAGUAUCUAGAAGAAAGGAAAAUUGGUCAAUGCUUGGCCAAGCACAUAUGUUUUAUAUAGAAUAUUAGAGUUUGGUUUCUUUAGACAGUAUAAAAAGAACAGAUUUUAAAUGAGCAACACUGCUUUCUAGGAAGGACUACUAGGAAAUACUGAUCUUGUGUGUUGUAUAUUCACAAAUCUAUCAUGGAUAAUAAUAAAUGUUACCCCUGAAAAGCCAUAACUGCAAUAAUUGUCUCUGUUUAGAUUUCCCUGUGUAAGGAAGUAGUUUGAACAGUCUGUUGUCAUGGUGCUUUCAAAACAAACCGUGAAGACAAAAUUAUCGUGUCUCUGUCCACUGCUGUAAAGUUCCCAAGUAAAUGUGUAAAACUAGAAAUGCAGAGGAGAUACUGAAGAACAAUCAAAUACUUUCCAAAACACUGACGCAAUUUUUUGGUAGUACAGUUGUUAAACUUGUGACUUUGAGCACGUACAAUACACAUCAGUGUAUUCUACAUCUUUUUGUUUCUGUUUGUGUUCCAGUAACAAACUUCUGUGUGAAAUACUUUAUAUUUUGAUGUUCUCAGAAGUAUGUUGGUUUUGAACAUAGGUUUCGGUUUACGAGUGUGUCGACAAUAAAACUUAAAUUGUUCAUUAAAAGCGCUUCGUGGUA
Molecule: messenger RNA, 1595 nt
Organism: Coturnix japonica (Japanese quail)
Lineage: Eukaryota; Metazoa; Chordata; Aves; Galliformes; Phasianidae
Gene: POLR1D
Source: RefSeq, a predicted model, not a curated record